This is a messenger RNA of Cylicostephanus goldi, 471 nucleotides long. The record is from the annotation of a GenBank genome assembly. NCBI's taxonomy places the organism in Eukaryota, Metazoa, Nematoda, Chromadorea, Rhabditida, Strongylidae.
AUGGAUCUUGGAACGAUAAAAAAGAAAUUGGAAGCGAAGCAGUACGGGAAUGCAGAAGAAUUUGCUGAAGACAUCAGGCUGGUCUGUGAUAAUUGCUUCAAGUACAAUCCCACAACAGAUAUCAUCCAUCAGCAUGGCCGAGCUCUCCUGCAAGCAUUCAAUAAACGGUGGGUGAAUUUACCCGUGGACAGAAAAGUAAUACGCGUUAUGACCAACCCAGAUAUAGCUACUGAGACUGUCGAAAGUGGAGCUCCUGGAAGAAAAGCUAUCAACAAUCACGAAAUAUGUCAGAUCACACCUAAUGAGGAUAAAGGAGUUAGUGGAUCAAGCUGCACCACAGGACGUGAUCUUCAAAGAAAUAGAACUAGUAGAGGAACUUUUCAACCAAUCAUCUCCGCUAACCGUUCCUCAGUACCAGCCGGUCAGCAUAAUGGUUCACAAAGCAUCUGCGACCGCAUCAGUCGUCAAUGA